Messenger RNA from Hypoxylon trugodes, 2832 nucleotides. RefSeq names its product WD40 repeat-like protein. NCBI's taxonomy places the organism in Eukaryota, Fungi, Ascomycota, Sordariomycetes, Xylariales, Hypoxylaceae. Bases 307 to 2394 code for a protein of 695 amino acids. The record is from RefSeq and is a predicted model, not a curated record. Gene Ontology annotation, cellular component: cytoplasmic dynein complex. The transcript has 2 exons. Gene Ontology annotation, molecular function: dynein heavy chain binding; dynein light chain binding. Gene Ontology annotation, biological process: transport along microtubule.
CCGACAAAGGAACGCGCAUCGUUAAGUUUUAGAAUAAUGAGAUGGUUUAACCUACUUGAUUAUUCUUAUGCUCCUAUCAUUAUCCUAGUUAGAUGAUGCUAUUGUUUAACCUUUGAAUCCCUUUUAACAAAGCUUAAUUUUUUAUAAUACCAACCCAUCUCCAAAUAAUAAAACUAUUAUUCAACCGUUCCACCUACAAGAAAAAAAAAGGCGACGAACCCCUUACCGAAUUUCACAUAGAUUUAAUUUACAUUACUCCCGACAACAGAAGUAUAGGACCCGGUAUGGGUCUUGGUGGAGGACAAUAUGCAACAACGAAGAGAUGAGAUUCUAGCAAAGAAAGCAAAGCUCGCCGAGCUUAAGCGCCAACGAGAAUUACGAGCAAACCAAGCUUCUGUUGCUAGAACCAGCAUAGGCGGAACCAGCGACCUCAUCUCCCCCACUCCGGGUCGCGACAAUCGGAAGGUCAUCGAGUCCUUGAUUAACAGUCUAGUGGGCGAUAGUAGACCGGCCUCUUCUACAACAGGCGCAGCAUCCCCCGGGUUUCGAGGAAGCCGACCCAACAGCGUACUUAGCGCCGAUGACCUGAGCGGUGAACAUUCUGAAUAUGCUUCGCAAGCAAAUGGGCAGGCUGCCUCCUUGCCACCUCAGAUCCCCCAAGUCCUAACGACCGUGCCUCUUCAAACGAUCUUCGAAUGCCCGCCGUCUCCCGUUAAAGAAAUAUUCUCCUACAGUAAGGGUGUACAGACAACAGAUGAUUGGACGCCACCUACUACACGGCCGCGAGCCUUCUCCGACCUAGAAGAUGAAGAACUUCCUCCCACAUCCACUCCCACCAAGCGGUUGAGCAAGUGGAAACGGGAUAGAGAAGAAGAAUUGCGCCAGAAUCUACGGCUAGAAAUCGAGGAGGAACUGAAGGCUGCUCGCGAAUUAAUCGCUACCGACGGACCGGUACAAACAAAUUCUGUUGUCACUUCGAAUUUCCCGGCGAGAGCGUUAAGUAACGAGGAACUAUCGGCCGUCGUAGCCUCCGAUGAUUUUGUGGAUUUCGUUGAGCGUUCUACCAAGGUCAUCGAGCGAGCACUCGAUAUUAGCAACGAGUAUGAUAUUUUGACGGAUUAUUCACUUCAGGCUCAUGAUAUCGAAGACGAGGACGAGCAGGCCGGAAACACAGGCGGAAAGGGUCGGCGAAGGGUCAAGGAGGUUGUGCAGUUCUACGAUGAACGAUGGUCCAAGAAACGGAUGAUUAGUAGUAUUGACUUCUCACCGAAAUUCCCCGAGCUUUUGCUCGCUGCAUACACCAAAAACCCAUCCGCUCCUCACGAUCCGGACGGCAUUGUACAAGUGUGGAAUCAACAUCUCCACGACCGACCCGAGUUCCUCUUCCAUGCGCAAUCCGAUAUCCUUACCGCUAAAUUCUCACCCUUCCACCCCAACUUAAUCAUAGGAGGCACAUAUUCCGGACAAGUCCUCCUUUGGGACACGAGAGCUAAAUCCUCUCCCAUACAAAAGACGCCAUUGACGGGAUCGGGUCACUCACAUCCCGUCUACUCAGUUGACAUUGUCGGCACGCAGAACGCGAACAACAUCAUUUCAAUUUCUACCGACGGCGCUUUCUGCGUAUGGAGUGUCGACAUGUUAUCCCAACCCCAAGAAUCCCUUACUCUCACCACACCACCUCCCAACAAAUUUGAAGACCUAGCUCCGACCACAAUGGCCUUCCCUCAAGCGGAUCCGACAUAUUUCCUUGUCGGCUCAGAAGAAGGUCCAAUCUACCCAUGCCAUCGAUACGAUCGCGCCGGCGCAAAAGCCGGUGUUGACUCGCGCGUCUCAUAUAAGGGUCAUGCUGCUCCCGUCAUGAGCGUUGACUUCCACCCCGCACGUGGUCCUGUCGAUCUAGGCGACCUCGUCCUAUCCUCAUCAUUGGAUUGGUCCGUGAAGCUAUGGAAGGUGCGCGCGCCAGCGGCGACUAGCACUAUCGUCGAGAGCGCAGGCACCGCCGUAGCACCACUCCUCGAGUUCGUUCGCGAGGAUGUAGUUUACGACGCAGCAUGGUCGCCCGCGCGUCCAGGUGUAUUUGCUCUCGUCGACGGAGCCGGCUCGCUCGAGCUUUGGGAUCUUACUGUUGAGACUGAGAUCCCGGUCGCGAGAAUCGCGCCUACACCACGAAAAGAUGGGAGACAACUAUUAAGCCGCAGUUUGAAUAAAAUUGCGUGGGAGCCGAGUGAGGGUAAGAGGCUAGCUACGGGAGGUAUCGAUGCUUCGGUUACUGUGUUUGAAGUUGGUCCCGAUCUAGGCGGCAGGGAAUCCGCGCGUGCGGAGGAGUGGACAAGUGUGAAGAAGUUGGUCGCUAGGCUUGAGGCCGUUAGUGGUGGUGUUGCUGCUUUCGUUUAAGAACUUCUCACAUCUGAAAGUUUUGAAGUUUUGGCGCGCGGAUUCCAUUUCUCGGUAUCCCGUUUAGAGGUUGGGAGCAGCUAUUUUACGUGCCUACCCACCCACCUAGUAUGUAUUUAUACCCAGUCUAAGAAUAGUGGCAUUGAUCGAUGUGAUGAAAAUGGGAGAUGAGGCACUGCGUGGUGUGGUGUUUGGCGCCCUAUCUAGGAGAGGGGAGGAGGAGGGGUUACGUAGGAUACGAUACGAUACCUCGAUAUUUUCUUGACUGGAUGGAUUUUGAAAUCGAUUGAUUAUGCUAGUAGCAGCUUUAGCUAGAUAAAUAAUCGAUUAUAAAUAUGAGAAUAACUUAAGAAUACGGAUUUAUAUGAAGUGGUUAAUAAUGUUAGCUAAUCCCUUGUUAAUUACAUCACAUAGCACAGCGUCGUGAUACCUACGCAC